Messenger RNA from Neoarius graeffei (lesser salmon catfish), 3457 nucleotides. RefSeq names its product epithelial stromal interaction 1 (gene epsti1). Lineage: Eukaryota; Metazoa; Chordata; Actinopteri; Siluriformes; Ariidae. The coding region runs from base 122 to 1186 and encodes 354 amino acids. The transcript is spliced from 11 exons. Gene Ontology annotation, molecular function: ubiquitin binding. The record is from RefSeq and is a predicted model, not a curated record.
UCAGUGGACACGCCUUUUAUAGACCUGCGAGCUCAGGGUGAAUCUCUCUCUCUCUCUGCUGAGCAGUUAACGAAAGACUAUCUGAGAAGACCCUUUAUAAAUAACCUUGAAUUAGUACCAAAUGAUGAAUCCGAAUAGGACUGAUGACAUACGGACGGAGCCAAACACUGGAAGUGACCACCGGGUGAACAAAACGCAAAUGGAUGGAAAUGAGAAUUACUCCACAAACCAAAACACACAACCUCAAGAUUCUCGGAAUCCGAUGCACUCUGAUGGAUACACCAUGAUCCCACCAAAUGAAUCAAAACGGCAGAAACUGCUGAAAAUGUCACAGAAAGAAGAGAAUGAUCUGAUGAGAUGGAAGAAGGAACAUCAGCCUGGCCCCAUUCAACUGGCCCCAGAGAAGCUAGGUGGGACUGUAUCAUUGUCAGACGCACGACGGAGACAGCAGAUGGUGGCUAACCAGUCUAAACUCCAGAAAAAGCUCAUCCGACAGUACAUGGACCAAUCCAGGAGACAAGAAGAGGAAGAAGAGAAUCAGAGGAUGAAGGCCAAACAGAGAGAGAAAGCCAACAGACUAGAAACAAGGAAAAAGGAGGAGGAGCAAGAGAGAAAGAAGCUGUACCAACCCGAACUUUUAAUGAAAAGAGAAGCACAUCUUCAAAGGCUUGAGAAGUCCAGCUCAGUUCCUAUGGCAGCGAGCAGCUCCACACCCGUGUCAUCUUGGGCUCGAGGGCGCGAAUACAGGGAGGCCAGGAAGGCUGAGGAACAAGUGACCCUGCAGCAGAAGAAAGAUGAACAAAGAAAGAAGAGUCAAAUUUUGGAAGAAAAACAUAAACAAGAAGAGGAGGACAGGAAAAGACAAAUGGAAAAUGAACGGCUGCGGGUGAACUCGGCCUUCCUAGACAGACUGGAGGCGAGAGGAUCAGGUAGAGCGUCUGAGUUGCUCCCCUGUACACAGGAGCUUGGUAAUGUCUGGCAGACGGAGGAACCGCAGGACCCUGCCUCAUCCUCUGUGUCCUUCCCUUCACAGCAACACACUGACAGCAGUGGAGAUAUUGACAUCGAAGGGGUUGUAAUGAAGCUUCAGACUAUGUUCUCUUACUAUGACCAAGAGUAUCUGGAAGACAUUGUCUCUCAGUGUAAUGGCAAUUACCAGCAAGCUUAUGAUCUACUCAAUGCUUAAAUGACAAUGUUAUUGCCUCAAACCUUUAAUGUUGGGGACAUUACUAGCUUAAAUACAUUUUUUUCCUAUGUUGUAGCAAUGUAGUAUUCGAGCUCCUUUUUGUUUAUUGCUGCUGUAACAAGCUACAACCCCAAUUCCAAAAAAGUUGGGAUGCUGUGUAAACUGGAAAUAAAAACAAUGUGAAAAUUUGCAAAUCAUGGAAACCCUAUAUUUCAUUAAAAUAGGACAAAAACAAUAUCAAAUGUUGAAGCUGAGAAAUGUGGAGGGUUUUUUUUUGUUUGUUGUUUUUUUUUUAAAAAAAUGCUCAUUUUGAAUUUGAUGUAAGCAACACAUUUCAAAAAUGUUUACCACUGUGUCGCAUCACUUCUACUUUUAACAACACUGUAAACGUUUGGGAACUGAGGAGACCAAUUGCUGUAGUUUUGAAAGAGAAAUGUUGUCCCGUUCUUGCCUGAUAUACAAUUUCAGUUACUCAACAGUUCAGGGUCUCCUUUGUCGUAUUUUGCACUUCAUAAUGUGGCAAAUGUUUUAAAUGGGAGACAGGUCUGGACUGCAGGCAGGCCAGUUUAGCACCCAGACUCUUACUACAGAGCCAUGCAGUUUUAGUAUGUGCAGAAAGCGGUUUGGCAUUGUCUUGCUGAAAGAAGGAAGGCCUUUCCUGAAAAAGAUUUUGUCUGGAUGUCAGCAUAUUGCUCUCAAAUGUGUAUAUAUCAUUCAGCAUUAAUGAUGCCUUCCCAGAUGUGCAAGCUACUCGUGUCAUGUGCACUAAUGCACCCUCAUACCAUCACAGAUGCUGGCUUUUGAACUGUGCACUGAUAACAAGCCGGAUGGUCCCUCUCCUCUUUAGCCUAGAGGAUGUGGUGUCCAUGAUUUCUAAAAAUAAUUUCUACUUUUGAUCCAUCAGACCUUAGGACAAUUUUCCACUUCACCUCAGUCCAUUGUAAAAGAGCUCGGGUCCCGAGAAGGUGGCGGUAUUUCUGGGUAUUGUUUAUAUCUGGUUUUAACUUGCAUCUGUGGAUGCAGUGAUACACUGUGUUCACAGACAAUGGUUUUCUGAAGUGUUCCUGAGCCCAUACAGUGAUUUUCCACUACAGACACGUGUCUGCUUUUAAUGCAGUGUCACCUGAGGGCCUGAAGAUCACAGGCAUUCAGUGUCAGUUUUCAGCCUUGUCUCUUGCAUACAGAGAUUUCUCCAGAUUCUCUGAAUCUUUUCAUGAUAUUAUACACCCUAGAUGAUGUGAUUCCCAAAUUCUUUGCAAUUUUACACUGAGGAACAUUAUUCUUAAAUUGUUCUACUGUUUGCCCAUGCAGUCUUUCUCAGAGUGGUGAACCCCUCCCCAUCUUUACUUCUGAGAGACUCCACCUCUCUGGGAUGCUCUUUUUAUACCCAAUCAUGUUACUGACCUGUUGACAAUUAACCAAAUUAGUUUUUUUUUAGCAUUACACAACUUUUUCAGUCUUUUGCUGCCCCGUCCCAACUUUUCUAAAACGUGUUGCUGACAUCAAAUUCAAAAUGAGCAUAUAUUUUUCAAAAAAACAAUAAAAUUUCUCAGUUUCAACAUUUGAUAUGUUGUCUUUGUACUAUUUUCAAUGAAAUAUUGGGUUUCCAUGAUUUGCAAAUUAUUGUGUUCUGUUUUUAUUUAUGUUUUACACAGUGUCCCAACUUUUUGGGAAUUGGGGUUGUACUUCUUCACCAAGAAGCAGUGUAGCAGUUUGUCACACAGUACCUUCUCACUACUUUUCCCCUUUUCUCUACUAGCUUUCAAUACUCUUGAAUCAAGCAAAUCACAAAAUCUGUGCAAAGGAUUGCAUCUUUCAGGAACCAGGUUUAACAUAUGUAAUUAGUGUAAAUGUAUAUUAGGGUACAGGCUUCAGCUUUCACUGAUCUGUGUGGAGAAUAACAGAAUCAUGUUAUACAGCUAUACAGGGUGCAUUCUACUAGUGAUGAAAACAAGACUUUCAAGGCCAUGUUCAUCAGUGCUUGAGUGUGAAAGAUUCACAUGGUGACAUAUAUAUGGAGAGUAGCUUGUUUUCCAUUUUCCGCUUGUCCUAAUAGCUAGCUUCUUUAUCAAAUGGGUAGUUUGGCCAUAGCUUAUAGCCAGGCCCGCCGACAGGGGGGGACAAACGGGUAUGUUGUCCCGGGCCCAGGAAUGGGGAGGGCCCAGAACUGGGCUCUCAUGAAGUUGCGAUUAUUUUAUUUCAUUUCAAAAUGUGUUGAUUUGGCGGAGAAAUGUGCUAUAUUUGCAUUCAAUAAAUGAUUUCUAGAUCUUU